This is a messenger RNA of Aaosphaeria arxii CBS 175.79, 490 nucleotides long. RefSeq lists its product as uncharacterized. The transcript has a single exon. Bases 66 to 236 code for a protein of 56 amino acids. The record is from RefSeq and is a predicted model, not a curated record. NCBI's taxonomy places the organism in Eukaryota, Fungi, Ascomycota, Dothideomycetes, Pleosporales.
CGAUUACCUACUUCGUCUCAAAUAAGAAACCAUGACAAAUUGAAUUUAAUCGUUUCUACACAAAGAUGUACAUUCCCUGUGCCGCCCUUCACUCCUCACCAACUCCAUCAGUUCAUCUUCCUUUACGUUCAUACCCAUCCCAUCCACAAACAUCCCAUACAAAACUUUUCCUUCCCUCCCCUUCCACUCACAGCCCUUCGUCUAACUACUUCAUUGUCCAAAAGCAAAAGUGUUGAUUGUGAGCGGUAAUGUAAAAAGUAUUCCCCGUUCUCGCGCGAGAAGGAAGGACGGUGGCGUGUGUGAGGCGAGGUUGGUUGGUUGGUCAGACGAGGGGUUUUUGGUUUCGUUUUGCUCGUUCUCUGUCCGCCUUGUUCUGCUCUGUUUGGUUUUUGCUUGGGUUGGACUGGAUUGGACUGGAUUGUGGCGAGGGUAGGGGAAGUUGUUGGGUGCUGAUUGUGGGGUUUGGUGGUUUAGAAGGGUUUGGUCACGG